Molecule: messenger RNA, 995 nt
Organism: Platichthys flesus (European flounder)
Lineage: Eukaryota; Metazoa; Chordata; Actinopteri; Pleuronectiformes; Pleuronectidae
Product: galanin receptor 2a
Exons: 2
Coding region: 1-972 (323 amino acids)
Biological process (GO): adenylate cyclase-modulating G protein-coupled receptor signaling pathway; neuropeptide signaling pathway
Cellular component (GO): membrane
Molecular function (GO): galanin receptor activity
Source: RefSeq, a predicted model, not a curated record
AUGAACUCCUCUUCGUGGAGAACCGAGUCGCUGCUCGUGUCCUCCGGCUUCUCGCUGCUCUUCGUGCUCGGCACCGCGGGGAACUCGCUGGUGCUCGCGGUCCUGUGUGGGAGCGGAACCUUGAACACCACCAACCUGUUCAUCCUCAACCUGGGGCUGGCGGACCUGGGCUUCAUCGUGCUGUGCGUCCCCUUCCAGGCCACCGUGUACACCCUGGACCAGUGGCUGUUCGGACCCGUGCUGUGCAGGCUCGUGCACUUCUUCAUCUUCCUCACCAUGCACGCGAGCAUCUUCACCCUGGCGGCGGUGUCUGUGGACAGGUAUCUGGCAAUCUGCUUCCCUCUCAGCUCCAGAGGGAUGAGAACCCCAAAGAACGCCCUGGCCUCCAUCUGCCUGAUCUGGGCCGUGUCACUGGUUUUCUCGGGGCCGUACCUCAGCUACUACUCCCAGUUGGAGCUGGGGGGCACCGUGGUGUGUAUCCCGGCCUGGGAGGCCACGCCACGCCUCGUCAUGGACGUGAGCACCUUCCUGUUCGGAUACCUGGUUCCCGUCCUGGUGCUCAGCCUCGCCUACGCCCGCACCGUGCGGUACCUGUGGACCAGCGUGGAGCCCGUGAAGGACGUGUCCGAAUCCCGACGGGCCAGACGUAAGGUCACCAAGAUGAUCCUCAUCGUCACGGCGCUCUUCUGCCUCUGCUGGCUGCCCCAUCACCUCAUCAUCCUCUGCAUGUGGUCGGGCCGGUUCCCCCUCAACCAGACCACCUACGUCCUCCGCAUCCUGUCCCACCUGCUGUCCUACACCAACUCCUGCCUCAACCCCAUCGUCUACGCCCUCGUCUCCAAGCACUUCCGCAAGGGCUUCAGGAAGGUGUUCAUCUGCAGGAAGCAGAGGAGGAGCAGGAGGAGGGAGAGCAACAAGGUGCACGUGGUCCAGGUGGUGGACCCGGUCUGCAGCGUGGAGACGUCCAACUAGAGAGAGAGAGAGGGAGGGAGAGA